AUGAUAUCUCAGUUAGAAUGUGCACGGAUUUUGGCUAUAGAAAUGAGAGGUGGGAUAAGUCAUUGGAAUUUUAUGAGAGCUGUAUUAUUGCCACUUACAGAACGCGGACAUCAGGUAACGGUUUUUACUCCAUUUCUGGAUGGUCAUCGAGAAAACUAUACUGAAAUUGACUUGUCAAAGAUUAUACCUUUAAAAGUAGGUCUAAUGGUAAAAGACUCAUUAGUCUAUAAUGGACCUUUUCACUUAAUGCUACACAUUCCCGAAAUGACAAGAGCUCACUGUAAUUUACUUUUUGAUGAUACACGAAUUCAAAACAUAUUGAAGAAUCAUGGUCGAUUUGAUAUAGUUCUUUUAGAGCCUAUGGCGUCUGAAUGUGGAUCUUAUUUCGCUUUGAAAUUGAAAAUUCCACUUGUAUACGUAAUUCCUACACCAAUGAUUACUUACAUGGAAAUGGAGUUCACUGGUCAUUUAUCAAAUCCAACUGUUAUAUCUAAUAUAAUGGCUAAAACGGCGACUCCAAAAUCGUUCAAUGAACGUUUAAGUAAUGCAGUUUUGUUAUUUUUUAGUAUUUUCACAAUGAAAUUCUUGAACAGUAAGCUUAGUCAUGCCAAUCCAAAAUCAUUUGAUGUUGAGAACCCAAUCAAGCCAACUAUAUUGUUUGUAAAUACACAUACUAUUACAGAACCUUCACGGCCUUACUCCCCUAAUGUUGUUCAAUUAGGCGGGAUACACCUUAAACCUGCUGGAAAAAUACCAGAGGUGCGUACUGACUUAAUCAAAUGA
Daktulosphaira vitifoliae (grape phylloxera) is the source of this 783-nucleotide messenger RNA. RefSeq names its product UDP-glucosyltransferase 2-like. Lineage: Eukaryota; Metazoa; Arthropoda; Insecta; Hemiptera; Phylloxeridae. Bases 1 to 783 code for a protein of 260 amino acids. The transcript has a single exon. The record is from RefSeq and is a predicted model, not a curated record. Gene Ontology annotation, molecular function: UDP-glycosyltransferase activity.